This is a messenger RNA of Pocillopora damicornis (cauliflower coral), 2475 nucleotides long. RefSeq lists its product as uncharacterized. Gene Ontology annotation, biological process: nucleoside transmembrane transport. NCBI's taxonomy places the organism in Eukaryota, Metazoa, Cnidaria, Anthozoa, Scleractinia, Pocilloporidae. The record is from RefSeq and is a predicted model, not a curated record. Gene Ontology annotation, molecular function: nucleoside transmembrane transporter activity. Gene Ontology annotation, cellular component: plasma membrane.
AAUUAAAGAAUUUUGUGUAGAUUUCGGAUGUUGAAAGUCCUUGUUUAAAAUCUUUUAAGGCAAGGGAGAAAAUCUCUCGUAGAAUCCAACGAUGGCGGACCAAGAAGCCGAGUGUGAACAGUUUAUAGGCGACGAUUCUGAACUCCAUUGUCGGAACAAAGUCAAGCCCUUGGUGGAUAUGUUGACGAGGAAAAACGUUGGCAUGUAUUUACAGUUUAUUUUGUUUGGAAUCGGCUCGGUUCUUCCUAUAUUUGUGAUUUUCGCCGCUGUUGAUUACUUCGAUGACAUUUUUCCUCACAAGCAACCAGAAUUUGCAAUGAACGCGAUCUACAAUCCGCUGCUGUUCUGUGGUUGUUUCGUUAACUUGGUGUGGGGUCGCGCAGCUAGUUUCAAAUGGAGGAUUGUCAGUGGAUUUUCAGUCGUAGUCAUAUGCAUGUUGGGCUUCAUUUUUCUUGAUCAGCUGGAGUUAUGUGGGUCAACAUGUCUUAAGAGCCAUUACUGGUCCGUUCUGUUUCUAGCAGGUAUUCUUGGCUUGGCAGAUGCCGUGUGCCAGUCUACUUUGUUUGGUCUUACUACUCACGCUCUGCCACCAAUAUACACCCACGGACUAAUGCUUGGUGUAGGCUUAUGUGGCUUCCUUAUGACAUCUUUAAGAGUUUUGACAAAGACUGCUACCAAAAAUCUUCAUGUGUCAAGCUAUUACUACUUUGGGACAGCAGCCAUAUUUACUUUGGUAGUGGUAGCUGUUUACUUUCAUCUCAUUGGAGGUGAUGCAUUUCAACGUUACUACUCCCAAGCUCCAAGAAGUGGUCUUGACACUGACUGGAAACAUCCUUUUCAACGUUUUGCAUUCUUUACAGGUGAAGCACUGAGAGUGUUGCGCUAUAAACAUGUCUUCUGCCACUGUUUUUUGCUUACAUUAGUAACUGCCCAACAGUAUGUUGUGAUACCAUCAGUGGCUGCCUUGGCAACAGACUUCCUUGGUAAUGGUUGGUUCCCUGUGUUGUUAAUUUUAGUAUACAAUGUUGGUGAUGUUAUUGGCCGAGGGCCAUUGGCUUUGUAUUACAUGUAUUCUAUUUGGUGGGCAUGGCUAUCUACUCUUGUUCGUUUCUUUAUUAUUGCUGGCAUCUGUCUUAGUGUACCCCCUCACAGUAUGAGUACAAGGCCUGCCUGGAUGGCAACUUUUGUUGCAGUACUUGGUCUAUCAACUGGUCAUCUGACAACAUCCCUAAUCUCUUACUCUUCAUCUGAAGUACCAGGAAGAGCUAAGGAAACUGUUGGAUACCUAAGUGUGUUAAGCAUGACACUUGGAAUGGCUGGUGGAAGUGCUACCAGUUAUUUCAUGAAAGCCCUCGUGGAUAGGACUGGCUAACUUAAGUCUGCAUGUAUUGCCAUUAGCAGGUUUGAAUGUUGUACUUAAACCACUUAACUCACAGGAUCAGAUUGUUAAUUCUCCUCAUCUAGCUGCAGCACAUUUCCUUGAAAAUUAAUUACAAGAAUGUGGUGUUAGAUCAAGAUCAUUUCUACGUGAAAAGUUUGAGUGUUCUCAUUACCUGAACAUGUUAAUCACUUCUGGGACUUAUAGGGUUAGAGAAUGUUAUUUGUCCUUUCAAUUAUGUAUGAGUCACUAGCAAUAUCAAGUUAUGAGAGAAGCAAAGGAUAUCAAUCUUAGGGGGUAUCAAUGAGUCAAAAACCCAUUACAGUACAGAACCCCCCCAUGGGUUCUUUAGUACAAGUCCUGUGAACAUGUGCAUGUUUUUGGAGGAGGACAAAAACGAAUUUUAGAGGGAGAAAAGAAAUUUUGGCCACUGGAGGGACUACUCUAGGAGUUUAGCAGGAGAGAGUGGUUAAUGUCUAUGAUUCUUUGCUGAUUAUGAUGGCAGGUUGGUAGAAGGGGGAACUUAAAUUCUUUUCUAAGACUAUUCCUCUUUCUUAAGCUUGUAAUGUAGGGUCAGAGCCCUAGUAGAUAUGAUGAAUGUUUAGAAGAAAUAUCUGACAUAGACUGACAUAGGAAAAUAGAAAAACAGUGAUAAUAAGUUAUCAGUUAAACCAGCUAUAUUUUGGAUACAAUCAACUUUAAGAGGGUGCUUUGAAAUAAUUUUUGCAUGAGUUCCAUACAACAUUAAACAAGAGAGAAUUACACCAAAAAAGAGAAUAGUAAUGGGUUAAAAGUUAUCUUAAAGGCUAUCUUAGUUUAAGGAUUACCUAAACCGUAAGCUUUCAGCUUCUAGUCUUAGGAAAUUUUGAAGGGCAAGAUGAAAAUUAGACAUGUUCAAAAUGAAAGUGUUGUUGCAAAUGCCAACUGAAGCCGUUUCCACAAACUUCUCAAUUUUUAUUUGUCUCCGAUAAGAUUCAACAUGAAUCUCUCGUGUCGAUUUAAUUGGAAGUGAAAUUACUCCUCGUAGUUGGUGUUCGUUUAAUUACAAGUUGAGCUGCAUUCGAUCUUAUUAAAAUUUUUCUGACUUUUCUCCUUCC